Molecule: messenger RNA, 4701 nt
Organism: Salvelinus namaycush (lake trout)
Lineage: Eukaryota; Metazoa; Chordata; Actinopteri; Salmoniformes; Salmonidae
Product: ribosomal protein S6 kinase beta-1-like
Exons: 14
Coding region: 120-1643 (507 amino acids)
Biological process (GO): signal transduction; protein phosphorylation
Molecular function (GO): protein serine/threonine kinase activity; ATP binding
Source: RefSeq, a predicted model, not a curated record
UUUGUUUUUGUUCGGCAGCAUGGUUUCUACUGUAGCCGGUAUCGCAGCGAUGUAUAUUCCAUGAGGCAGUGAAGAAGAGCCCUUCAUUCGCACUGAGUGAGAGGGAACAAGCAAAGGCCAUGGCGGGGGUAUUCGACAUUGAUUUGGAUCAGCAGGACGAAAAUGUGUCUGAGGACGAACUCGAGGAUGGAAUCCAAAUGAGCGAAUAUGGGCGGCAAUGCAGCGGGUUUGAAUUUAACAUGGAUGACUGUGAAAGGUUUGAAAUCUCUGAAGACAGCGUCAACAAAGGAACGGAGCAGAUUCGUCCGGAAUGCUUUGAGUUGCUCCGAGUUUUAGGAAAAGGAGGCUAUGGAAAGGUUUUUCAAGUUCGUAAGAUGUCGGGUGCUACUUCGGGAAAGAUCUUCGCUAUGAAGGUCUUGAAGAAGGCCAUGAUAGUGCGUAACGCUAAGGACACUGCUCACACCAAGGCAGAGAGGAAUAUCCUGGAGGAGGUGAAGCACCCAUUCAUAGUGGACCUCAUCUAUGCCUUCCAGACAGGGGGCAAGCUGUACCUCAUCCUGGAGUACCUUUCUGGUGGGGAGCUGUUUAUGCAAUUGGAAAGGGAGGGGAUCUUUAUGGAGGACACAGCGUGCUUCUAUCUGGCAGAGAUUUCCAUGGCUUUGGGACACCUGCAUCUGAAAGGCAUCAUCUACAGAGACCUGAAGCCAGAGAACAUCAUGCUCAGCAACAACGGUCACGUCAAGCUCACAGACUUUGGCCUGUGUAAAGAAUCAAUCCAUGACGGCACUGUUACUCACACCUUCUGUGGCACCAUAGAAUACAUGGCCCCAGAGAUCCUGAUGAGGAGUGGACACAACCGGGCUGUAGACUGGUGGAGCCUGGGAGCUCUCAUGUACGACAUGCUGACAGGAGCACCACCAUUCACUGGGGAAAACAGGAAGAAGACCAUUGACAAAAUCUUAAAGUGCAAACUGAACCUGCCACCUUACCUCACACAAGAAGCUAGGGACCUUCUGAAAAAGCUGCUGAAACGCAAUGCCUCGUUACGGCUGGGGGCAGGCCCAGGAGACUCCUCAGAAAUUCAGAGCCACCCGUUCUUCAGGCAUAUUAAUUGGGAUGAUCUUCUCGCUCGCAAAGUGGAGCCUCCAUUCAAGCCUUUUCUGCAAUCAGCUGAUGACGUGAGCCAGUUUGACUCCAAGUUCACUAGCCAGACUCCCGUGGACAGCCCUGAUGACUCCACGCUCAGCGAAAGUGCCAAUCAAGUCUUCCUGGGUUUUACGUAUGUAGCUCCCUCCGUCCUCGAAAACAUCAAGGAGAAAUUCGCCUUUGAGGCAAAAGUCAGCUCGCCAAGAAGGUUUCUGGGAAGCCCAAGAACACCAGUGAGCCCAGUGAGGUUUGCUGUGGGGGACUGCUGGCCCCGGGCCCCCACUCAGCCUGGAACCUCGUCCCUUUGGGGUUUUGGGUCUGGAGACCAGCCCAUGGAGGUUGGUGUGGAGCAGAUGGCCAUUUCCUCCAACGAGGUGUCUGCCCCCCUGCCUAUCAGAAAGCCCUCUGGCAACACCACCACAGGCGGCCCCUUCAAGAAGCAGGCCUACCCCUACCCCAUCUCCAAACGGCCCAAGCACCUCCAGAUGAAUCUAUGACACUGUUCCAUCUAGAACUUCUCUUUCCUAAAUCCUCCAUUCACUUAUUUUUUUCUUUUAAGAGACUUAUAGAAAUUAAAUGACUGACGGACCGUCGGCACCAUUCACCAGCUCCUUCAGACGCACCUUCCAUCCCUGCCUCCCUCCUUUCCUUCUAUCCCUGCCUCCCUCCUUUCCUUCCAUCCCUGCCUGCCCCUCUCUCCCUGGUUGGGCAGCUUGGCAGCCACACAGGGCUGUCUACCCUAGCAGAUAUGACAAACUAUAGGAGCCUCCUGUUAGGGAGAGGAGGAACUAGGGAGAGAACUCCCUCCCACCAAUUAGAGCUUUAGUCAAACAGCAAGAGGUCUUGACUACUUCCUUCAGCCCUGUAGAGUAUAUCUGGAGGAAGAGAUGAGAGCAGUGCUGCUAGAUGCUGCUGUCAGAUUGCGGUGUGCUUCACUGGGCUGGCUUCUCAUGACACGCUGGUGCUUUGUACUUUAGGUGAGUGGGGACAGAGUGUUACUCCUGAUGCAGCAGUGCUUUCCCUCACCAGGAGUGAGAUGUUAUUGAUCAAUGAAACUGGGUAAUAGACUUUUAAAGCCUGAGGGUGGAGAUGAUUCCCUCUUAAAUGCCUCUACUUCAUUUUUAGAACUUGCUGACGAGGGGUUACAGGAUCCAUUGUAGCUGAAUACAGUAGAUGGAGUCAAUCACAGUGACACAAUGUACACAGAACACAUUCACUGUAGACUCAAUUAUCCUGCUAUAGUGUAUUACAUUGUUCAAUUUAUAAAAAAUAUGGAAUCAACAAUGCCUUUUUCUGCUUUGUCACUUGAACAUCCCAUCAGGAUAAAUCUUGUAGAACAUGUCUGGGCCGUGUUCUGUAUGUAGAAAACGUAUUGACACUUGAGUGAAACAGGAAGGUACAACCUAAACUCGUCCAAUGAGAACAUCGAUUUCCCUGAUCCCUACUUAACAUGACCCUGAGCCAUGUUCAGUUGCCAAGCGUUGUUGUAUGUUGCCGAUAGAAAUGGAAUGAAUAAAGCUGACAUGAGUCCUUGUUCUACAUAUCACAUUUAUACCUGAACGUUGUGUCCUGCUGAACACGCCCCACGUGUGGGGUCAUUGAUGGAGGGGCAGCAAAAAACACGAUGUGUACUAUUUCAGCUGAAUGCAUCGCCUCCUGCCCCACUUAUCCUUCAAUGCUGACACUGCUUUACCAGUCUGACUGGAUCUCUAGGUAGAUGGAAAACCUUUAUGUAUGUUUUUGCGUUGAAUGUAAACUGACUCGAUGCCUUUUCGAGUGUCACUUACUCAGAAGACCCACAUAAGUUCUCCACGAUUAUGAUGCAUGCAGGUUUAUUAUAAUAUUAUGGACCUAUUCUUUUUGGGCGUCUGCCAAUUUGUGAUUGUCAGAGACCAACCGAGAGCUUGUCUUUUUUAAUUGAAAGAAGCAAAGCAUUGAGGCCAAAUUCUCAUCACCACUGCCUUUUAGUGUUUAGCUAAUUGCCAGGUUGCAUUUUUCUAAUAAUGUACCUGGCUAGGUGCUUCAUGGAUGCUUCCCUCAGUCUUUAUGCAGCCUUGGUGAUAUCAGUAGGGCUAGUACCUCUGAUUCCAUUUUAGCUAGGGAUUGUUUGAAAUAUGGUGUGACUUGAAGCUUAUGUAUGCAUGUAUGUGGUCUUUAACUGUCUUAGCCUCUGGAGAAAAGCCAUUUGAUUCUCCUCUUCCCCAAACAGGAACAUUUGUCACAUUAAUAAUAAUCCAAUUGUAAGGUUCUGUCUAGAUGAAGGCAGCAUGCUUCCUGAGACCUAAACUUGAAAUUAUUCCUUUUGUCUGGAGAUGUAACUAUUUGCUCCAGUGAGUUUAGAUACUGUAGUUUCCCCCCACCAUGGAGCUAUCAGAUUCACAUGACCAAGAUGACUAUCAUGUUUAAGUGUGAUUUUGAUAAACUUGAAAAUAUGCCUCAUUCAAUAAGCAAACAAUUGUACUAUUCUGUAUAUUUUUGAACCAGGCAGUUUUAUUUGGGUCGUUCUCUGGAAUCUGUUAGGCCUACGUCAUGACUGAUAGGUUUGUAGAGGGACACACACACACAAGUCCUGUUCAAUACGAUUGAAUGUGUAUCCUGACAAAGGAUUUCUUAUUCCAAGACUGAGGUUUAUUAAAAUAUAAAUUUUCACCCCCCUGUCUGCUUGUCAGUGAAGGAAUGGACAAAUUGCUUUGGCUUCAGGUUCCAUUAGAGAGGAUGUUUGGUGUGCUUCAGAGCAACUUUCACCCCCACAGUGACCAUGGCUUACCUUUUUGAAUAUAUUUAUAAUCCAAGUUCUGUUUUAUUUUUUUAUAAGUGCCAUUAUAUAUUUUUUCCACUGCAUCAGUCACACUAUGCAAACAAUGUAUUUAUGUAUUUUACAUUAUGUUUAAAAAAUGUCUAAGUAUAUGUUUUUUCCAAUGAAUCUCUUGAGAAACCUCAAAAUGCAGCAGUUUGUUCUUUAGUUUGGAAUAAAGAAUGAUGUAAGGGGCAAAAUAGAAUCCUAUUGUAUGAGAGACAAGUUCAAAAAGUAACUUUUUGAUCAUCUUGUACAGGCUUCUUUAAUUCUGAAAACUUGAUACUUAAUACGAUGCCUGCAGAGUGUUGAAACAUGGGCAGUUUAGGUGUGUGAUGAAAAAUAGUCACUGAUGCAAAAACUAAUGGGGGGUUGGGGAUGUGACUUUCUUGAAGAAAUUGCAUGUAUUUUCAGAGGAAGAUGAUUGGACCAUGUGUUUCUAUCUCUAGUGGUAUAGGGUCUUUGAAGUGGUUUUCUGUGCUGCUCUAACCUGUUGAUACUGAAAUUAUCUGAAUGAUACUCAUCUGAGUGAUUUCUCUCGUGGUUUCGGAGCUUGAGGACCUUUUUAUAGUUCAGUGUUCAACUGAAACAAAAUGAGUGAGCUUUUGGGAACAUGAAUAUGAUUGAUCUUCUCAUUAGAAGACUGCUGCAAACAGUUAAUCAGAGUCAAUAUUUCACCCUUAUAUUUAUUCCUAGACAUUUCAGGGGGUUUGGAUGUUGAUGUGUAAUAUGGAUGUGAACAAAAUAAAAAGCAUUACUGA